GUCUGCCUCCGCGACCCCCGCGACCUCCCCGCGACGCUUCGCUCCCGCAGACUGCGCCCUGUCCACCCUCCAGACACAGGCAGUGCCCGCCCCCCGGGCCCGCUGAUUGGCAGGCGGUGCAGCGACUCCUAGAGCCCGGCUUUGGUUUGGCAGGCCCAGCGGAGGGCACAUCUUACCGUAGCCAAUAGGAGGCAAGAGGCGGGACUUGCGGCCAGGAGGAGGUGCUGGUCAGGUGCUUUGCGCCGAGGCUGCGUGCAGGUGAACGGCAGCAAGUUCAAGGGGCAAUUCUCGCUUCCGCCACCUCCCCGCUAUUGCCCCCGGGUCUGCGUGAGCCCCCCUACCCCCCCGACUCACCAUCCUCUUGUCCCAACCCCAUGCGGGCCGUCCGGAUCACUGCAAGGAUUGUCUUACACUGAGCUGAUCAAAUACUUUGAAAAUGACUUCCAAACUCCUCUGGGUGUCCUUCAUACUUGCUGCGUUAAUACUGUCCAUUACAUUUUCUCUCCAACCAGACCAGCAAAAGGUUCUACUGGUUUCAUUUGAUGGAUUCCGUUGGGAUUACUUGUAUAGAGUUCCAACACCCCAUUUUCAUUAUGUUAUGAAGUAUGGUGUUCAUGUGAAGCAAGUUACUAAUAUUUUUAUUACAAAGACCUACCCUAACCAUUAUACUUUGGUAACUGGCCUCUUUGCAGAGAAUCAUGGGAUUGUUGCAAAUGACAUGUUUGAUCCUAUUCUGAAUAAGUCUUUCUCCUUGGAUAACAUGACUAUUUAUGAUUCUGAGUUUUGGGAAGAAGCAACGCCAAUAUGGAUCACAAAUCAGAGGGCGGGACAUUCUAGUGGUGCAGCCAUGUGGCCUGGAACCGACGUAAAAAUACAUAAUAGCUUUCCUACUCAUUAUAUGCCUUACAAUGAGUCUGUGUCAUUUGAAGAUAGAGUUGCCAAAAUUAUCGAGUGGUUUACGUCAAAAGACCCCAUAAAUCUCGGUCUUCUUUAUUGGGAAGACCCCGAUGAUAUGGGCCACCAUUUGGGACCCGAGAGUCCACUCAUGGGGCCUGUCAUUUCGGAUAUCGACAACAAGUUGGGAUAUCUCAUACAAAUGCUAAAAAAGGCCAAGUUGUGGAACAUUCUGAACCUAAUCAUCACAAGUGAUCAUGGAAUGACCCAGUGUUCUGAGGAAAGGAUCAUAGAACUUGAUGAGUAUCUGGAUAAAGACCACUAUGUCCUGAUUGACCAAUCUCCAGUAGCGGCCAUCUUGCCAAAAGAAGGUAAAUUUGAUGAAGUCUAUGAAGCCCUAGCUCAUGCCCAUCCUAAUCUUACUGUUUACAAAAGAGAAGAGCUUCCAGAAAGAUGGCAUUACAAGUACAACCAUCGAAUUCAACCCAUCAUAGCCGUGGCUGACGACGGGUGGUAUAUUCUGCAGAAUAAGUCAGAUAACUUUCUGUGCAACCAUGGUUACGAUAAUGCAUUAGCAGACAUGCAUCCAGUAUUUUUAGCCCAUGGUCCUGCCUUCAGAAAGAAUUUCACGCAGGAAGCCAUGAGCUCCACAGACCUGUACCCACUGCUCUGCCAUCUGCUUAACAUCACGGGCAUGCCCCACAACGGAUCCUUCAGGAACGUCCAGGAUCUGCUCCGUUCCACAAGCCCAGGAGCGCUUCCUCACACGCCAGGUCCCACACUCCUCCACGGCAGCGUCAAGCCCGGAGACAACGAGAGCGAGGAGUCCUAUGCUUAUUUCUUAGGGGUGUCUCUCGGUAGUAUUGUGGUGAUUGUUUUCUUUGUGAUUUUCGUUAAACAUUUAAUUCGCAGUCAGAUACCUGCCUUAUCAGAUGUGCAGGCUGAAAUCGCUCAGCCAUUAUUACAAGCCUAAUGCUACUUCGAAGUGGAGAUGGUGUACUUACUUCAGUGUUUAAGGGUUUCAGAUUCUAGGAAACCGGUUUCAGACAUUUGCACAGAUCAUUAGGCAGUUAUGUACAUAGAGAGGCACAGACGCAUACCUGCGAAGGAUUAAAGUGGGAGACAGAUGAUUCUCUUAUUGUCUCUGGCUUAGAGGUAGAUAAAAUCCUGCUGUAUUUGGACAUGGCACCUAUAAUGUAUAUAUUUAAUGGCUUUGCACUGUUUAAAGUACCUUAUGUAUUACACUUUGAAUUACUCUCCUCAUGGGUACUUUUAUAUGAAAUGCACUUUAUUGCUGAUUAUGUCUUAUAAUUUGGUUGAAAAAGACAAAUUGUUUUCUGCCUACAUCAUAGACUACUUGUUAUUUGGUGGUCACACAGAAUGAAAUGUCUAAUAAUUCCUGAAAAAUGCCACAAUCUGUCUCCUUAAACUCAGGAACGCAAAAAGAAAGUGAAAACUGUUGGAAAUUAAACACGACAACCUUUGUACGUCGAAUUUUGGAGGGAUGCAUUCCCAACAGCGGGGUGCAUCUGUGGGCAUCCCUUCUCAUAUUUCUUUCUAAAAGACAUGGGUUUUCAUUUUAUUUUCUUUAAAAAAAUUAAAAGGUUCAAGUACUGACAGACUCCUUCUAAACAUCCCAUUUCUGUCAUGAAAUUCAUGAUGGCUAUUUUCCAAGGAGUCCUUUUGCUCUGAUUCUAUAAUAACAAAGACACCAUGAUACCCGUGUCCUUCCUGUGUAGUCUGGCCCUGGCCCGCUGUGAACAGAAGCCAUCGGUGACCAUCCCAGCAAUAAGCUUCUCUUCUUGUUCUGUACUUAAUUGCUUCUUUGAAAGCUAAAUCACUAUGAAUCACAUUAAAAAAUCACAUAAGAUACAACAGUGUUUGUUUUCUUUCUGGUAACAAGUAGUAAGAGAGCACAAGCACCUCGAAGCCUUGAGCAUUUGCGGAUCCAGAGUCGCCAACUAUGUUGGGUAAAACAGACCAUGCGGUCCUCCAGUGGGACUGUGUAGCCAGGGAAGGAAAGUGAGGUGGGACCUUGUCUGAGAUGUACCCGCCUUCCCCAGAGCAACACUGAAGGGUGCCUCGUGGCAGAAACCAGUGAAAUAGCUCGUAGCAGGGACAGGUAUUGAAACAAGGGGAGUGGAGAUCACAGCCUCAGUUCAUGAUCGAGCCCUGGGUGCUCGGGGAUCAAAGAUGAAAUCAGGCUCACGGACAUCUGCUUGGUCACUCAGCUCUUCUCAUUUCAACCAUCAAAUCUGUGCUUUAGAUCUCUGAAGGAGUCAGGUUGGGAGGGACCUAGGGCUUACCUGUCGUUUCUUAGAGGAAAGAGAAAAGCUUGGAAAAAACUGCUUUCUUUGGGAAAAAAAAAAAAGUUUACAUAGACAGAUGGCCCAUAGAUGAUAUUGUGAUUUUGUGUUGUUAAUGCACCAGCUGGCUAAUGAUUAGGUAAAAUAGGUAUGUAGAAAGAAAGAUAAAGCAGAUGUAAAGAACAAAAGUAGUUUUACCUUCAAAAAUAGAGUUGAAUUUAAGUGCUCCCUAAAAUAAAGUGAAUGGGUUAUUUUUUAAAUGAUACCGUAAUGAAGGUUAGCACUCGAGUCUCAUUUCAUUACAAAGCCUUUUAAUCAAACAGAAUGGAAUUCGUGGACUUGCUCUGACAUUAAAAAGCUGAGAAGUUAGAUGGUAGAUGGCAAACUCAAGAAGUCUGAACUCUGAAUGAGACGUUUGAGAAUCCUUGGUGGCCACUCCCGUUGGCUUGCUGCAUAGCCAUGAACUUUACCCGCAUUAUUGAGAUGCCAGCAUAAUGACCAAAAGAUGAAAUUGGUCUUUUUAAACGCAUUACUGUUCAAAUUCUGUCUGUCCAUUUAAAAAUUGUUACAUUAAAUUCACUUUAGAACUGUCUCAGUGGUAAGAGAAAAGCACAUGCUAUACCAUUGAUGAAACCAUUAAAAUUCUGAUCUGGAUAUUG
This is a messenger RNA of Lutra lutra (Eurasian river otter), 3859 nucleotides long. It is a transcript of the gene ENPP5, whose product is annotated as ectonucleotide pyrophosphatase/phosphodiesterase family member 5. The record is from RefSeq and is a predicted model, not a curated record. The transcript is spliced from 4 exons. Bases 437 to 1867 code for a protein of 476 amino acids. NCBI's taxonomy places the organism in Eukaryota, Metazoa, Chordata, Mammalia, Carnivora, Mustelidae.